CUACAGAAACCAUUAAGCAGUCUGAGGCAAACACCAACCAACGAUGUUUCAACAAAUUGCACAAACUAAUGUACCUGCUUUCUUACAAAGGAGGGGAACAGGAGCCCCAGAACAUCAUCGGACAUGUCGCCUGAACACAGAAAAUCCGAAUCGCAUUGUGCAUGUUGUUGGCACUUCCAUGAAGGCAAACCUGAACAGGAGUGCCCCACCCAGCUCCAAGUUCUUCUCUGUGAAAUGCACUUACAAUGUUCAGUACAGCAUCAGCCCCCCACCUUGGGAGACGUCACACCUCUCCCCCAUCCCUCUCAGUGGAAACUCAGUGCUACUCAUCAGCAUGAGCCGUGCCAGUGAAUUUGAAAAUGACAGCAAGCUGUCUGUCCAGUACUAUGGGGGCAAUAAGGAGGUCUUGGGGAGAGCUGUUAUAUACCUGACAGCUGUUGAGAUCUCUCUGGAUGUGGAUGCUGACAGAGACGGUGUUGUGGAGAAAGACAACCCUAAUAAGGGCUCCUGGAAAUGGGGUCCUAAUGGGCAUGGAGCCGUCCUAUUGGUCAACUGUGACACAGAGCGGAUUUAUGCGAAGAAACCAGACAUCGAGCAGAACUACAUCUCCAGAACGUCAGAUCUGAAGGACAUGUCAGUCAUGGUGCUGCGGACCAGAGGCCCGGCCAAGCUCCCAGAGGGCUACAAGCUCACCAUGCACAUAUCUCAGGGCGACGCAGAGAGUGUCAGAGUCUUCAUGUCCACAUCCCCUGAAGUGACGAAUAAUUUCCUGUCAGUGAAACACUUGUAUAACUACUCUGUGAGUGACUAUCCGCUGGUGCUGAACAGUGAGGUCCUGUCACAGGAAGUGCCUUACAUUGGAGGCGUAGCAGGGAUGAAGUUUUAUGUGGAGGGCCUCAGAUUUCCUGACAAAGACUUCGAUGGCCUCAUCAACAUCAACCUCAGUCUGUUAGAGCCCAUCUGUGCAGGUCUCCCUGAGACGCCCAUUUUCACAGACAAAGUCGUGUUUAGAGUGGCGCCCUGGAUCAUGACACCCAACACCUUGCAGCCUGUGGAGGUGUUUAUCUGCAGCACAUCUGAUAACUACCAGUUCCUGAAAGGAAUGAAGAACCUUGUUGCGAAGAGCGGGUACAAGCUGAAGAUUUGCCAUGAGUAUGUGAACAGAGGAGAUCGCUGGAUGCAGGACGAACUGGAGUUUGGUUACAUCGACUCACCUCAUCACCGUUUUCCUGUUGUUCUGGACUCCCCUCGAGAUGGAAAUCUCAUGGACUUUCCAUAUAAUGAGCUACUGGGCCCAGACUUUGGCUAUGUGACGAGGGUGGCCAAGAGAAAGGAUGUGAGCAGUCUGGACUCAUUCGGUAAUCUGGAGGUUAGUCCUCCUGUUACAGUGAACGGACAAAACUACCCCCUGGGCAGAAUCAUCAUUGGAGUGGCCUUCCCUACGGCAACUAAAGGACGCAACAUGACCAAAGUAGUUCAAGACUUCCUGUGGGCUCAGAAGGUUCAGGAGCCCAUUGCCUUGUUCUCUGACUGGCUCCUUGUCGGCCACGUAGAUGAAUUCAUGACGUUUGUUCCAGCACCUGACAGAAAGCACUUCCGCCUGCUGCUGGCCAGCCCAGACGCAGGCUACAAGCUAUUCAGAGGCUUACAGAAGGAUGGUCACGGACAGGCCAGACUGUUUGAGGGUCUGAAAGAUGAAGAAACAAGAACAGUGGAUGAAAUACUUAAAGAUGACCCUCUCCGGUAUCAAAAUAACUACGUACAGAACUGCAUCGACUGGAACAGGGAUGUACUGAAGAGGGAGCUGGGCCUGGAGGAAGAGGACAUCAUUGACCUGCCAAUCCUAUUCAAGUUGUCGGAGGAGGAGGAGUACAGAGCAGUGGCAUACUACCCUGACAUGGUGAACAUGAUUGUUUUGGGAAAAAACCUGGGCAUCCCAAAACCCUUUGGCCCCAAGGUGAACGGACGCUGUGCCUUGGAGGCUGAGAUGUGCUCCCUGAUGGAGGGCCUGGGCCUCAAAUGCACGUUUAUUGACGACUUCGCCUCUUACCACAAACUGCUGGGAGAGGUGCACUGUGGCUCCAACGUCCGCAGGCAACCGUUUGACUUCAAGUGGUGGAACCUGGAGAUGUGAACAAAAACUGAGCGGUGGAUGGAGAUGGGUUAAAGUUGUAAUCCUUAAAAUUUCAGUCCUGCUUGAUUUGGAAACAUUAGUGCUGCCAAAAUAACCCUCCCAAAAUGCUGUUUUACAAAAAAAAAAAGUCCUUCAAUAAUAAUUGCAACUGUAAUCUGAUUAAAUGCGAAAUGUUAGCUCACUGAAGAGACGGAGGGGUGCAGCCUUUCGCCUGCAACUCUUCAUCUAACAGCUCACUGUGGCUGCUCCAGCUUACAGUAUUAACUCAAUAACAAAAAAUGAUAUGCUGACAAAAGAAUUUUAGAAAAUGAGCAGGAACAGUUGCUGUUAGUGCUAACAAAGGUGUGUGUCUGGUAAAAGCCACCCCUGGAUUCGCAAAUUGAACUCUUUUAAUGUAAUCUUAACAACUCAGCAUCUUAACACAGCUCUGACACAGUGUAAAUAGAGUGAACACUAAACAGCAAUGCGGGAUUACAUGCAUGCUUCGUUUCUUGUGUGCAAAGCAGUUCUUUCAGUCAAUGACUUGAAUCACUCACCCAGUGAGUGUUGUCCCUGCACAUUCACACUCUAGCAACUAAGAGCUCAACUGAACUGAGAAAUGAACAGAUCAUUCCAGGAAGUGAUUCAAUUCAGUUCAUUCACCCAAGAGAUUUGUUCUUUUGAACAAAUCCUUUGCACUACCUGCAUGUUAGGCCAGUUUGAAACCAGCACAGGAAUGGCAGACUCCGCUGCUAACUAUGAAAACACAAAGAGAGGUGACUGCAGAUUGUUAAAACAUUGAGAUGGCUAUCGCUGGAAAUGCCAGCCAUAAAUGGUUUAAAAAUGGGUUAUGAUUUCACUGAAAAUCUUGAGGACUAUAACUUUGCAAAGGCAGAUAGAGACGGUUAUUGUCAAUACACUAGUUCAGUGGUUCCCAACCUUUUCCAACUCACGGCCCACUUUAAAAUCUCAAAAAUGUCGGAGGCCCACAUCCGACCCCUUAACAAUAUAGAGGCCAACUAAUGCCUUCUCAGAGCUCUUUUCAUUUUAUUGAUAACGAUCGAACAUUCAGGACUGAACUGAAGGCAGGGGAAGCUCAGUUUUUCUUUUCUGUUCACUCUUUCCUUUUAAUUCUUCCUGUUGCUAACCAGCUGUCAGACUGAGAUGGCAAAUAAGUAUACGAUGCGAUCCGACAGCAGUGGUCCGCCCGGCGGCAAGCUAAAAGUUAAUUGGCUUAUCACAGACAGGCCUCAAUACAAGAACAUAAAUAAAUAAUUUUUGAAUGUUUUUAAAGAUUAUUUAUAUAUGUAUUUCUCUAUAAUUACAUCUUUUCACCAAAAUUGUACUGUUUUGCAAAUGAUUUGUCAGCCUUCUUCCAAUACCUUCACGGCCCACAGGUUGGGAACCACUGCACUACAGUCUUUUUGAAAACAAUAGCACCUUGAAGCAGCUUUAGGUUGAAUCACGGUGUAAUUGUUAAUUUUUUUUCUGUCAAAGCCUUACAUUAUCUGUGUUUUAAAAUCAUGAAAUUCUUAAUUUUCUUAUCAAUCAUUUUCUUAUCACUUUUUUUUUUUAUCAAAUAAUGUAUUCCUCAUUUUCAUAAUUGUGUAGCAAAAAUUACCCAAGGGGCUUGAUCUAUUGUAUGCAUCUUCAUCUUUAUUAAAUAUUUUUAUUGGUUUCAUUUACAAAAAGGAUGUAAAGCAAUAUUUACAGGUCUUUUGAACAAGGGCUUAAGCAGACUGUUAACAAGAACAGAAAUACAAUCAUUUGAAUCAAGCACAUAGAAGAUUUGCUCCCGGUCCUGAUGUGGUUCGGAUUGGCCGUUGGCAUACAGUGUAAGCACACAGACGAAUGGUACCACAUGGUGAUGUGCUAUAAUAUUACAUAGCCACAAGAGGGUGUACUUCAUCUACUCAAGCAUUUUCCAAAGUCCAGAGGAAAGUCAUCUGAAUUCAUGUAUUUUCAUAAAUCAGUUUAAUAGGCUGUAAUACACAAAUGUGUAAUUAUUUCCAAAAAUGUCUCUAUAUUUUUUCUAUGCCAUUUUUCUGUUGAGUCAAAUCUUACUUUGUCCCUGGUGAUUUGUAGCUGUAAACAGCUUGGUGAAUACAGUGUUUAGGUUGUUUAGAUAUUUGGUCCAGUGUCUUAAACCUUUUGUACUUUCACAAACUGUAAAUGCUGUCUUUGAUUCACUAUAGACAAUAAAUCUCAUGUCUGCUUCACUUACAUCACUAAAAUAAAACAAUCCCAUGUA
Molecule: messenger RNA, 4364 nt
Organism: Seriola dumerili (greater amberjack)
Lineage: Eukaryota; Metazoa; Chordata; Actinopteri; Carangiformes; Carangidae
Gene: padi2
Product: peptidyl arginine deiminase 2
Exons: 16
Coding region: 44-2134 (696 amino acids)
Cellular component (GO): cytoplasm
Molecular function (GO): calcium ion binding; protein-arginine deiminase activity
Source: RefSeq, a predicted model, not a curated record